This is a messenger RNA of Knipowitschia caucasica, 1416 nucleotides long. NCBI's taxonomy places the organism in Eukaryota, Metazoa, Chordata, Actinopteri, Gobiiformes, Gobiidae. The record is from the annotation of a GenBank genome assembly.
AUGAACAUCAUCAUGAACAUCAUCAUGAACAUCAUCAUGAACAUCAUCAUGAACAUCAUGAACAUCAUCAUGAACAUCAUCGUGAACAUCAUUGUGAACUUCAUCGUGAACAUCAUCAUGAACAUCAUCAUGAACAUCAUCAUGACCAUCAUCGUGAACAUCAUCAUGAACAUCAUCAUGAACAUCAUUGUGAACAUCAUCGUGAACAUCAUCGUGAACAUCAUUGUGAACAUCAUCGUGAACAUCAUCAUGAACAUCAUCAUGAACUUCAUCAUGAACAUCAUCAUGAACAUCAUCAUGAACAUCAUCGUGAACAUCAUCGUGAACAUCAUUGUGAACAUCAUUGUGAACAUCAUCGUGAACAUCAUCAUGAACAUCAUCGUGAACAUCAUCAUGGACAUCAUCGUGAACAUCAUCAUGAACAUCAUCGUGAACAUCAUUGUGAACAUCAUCGUGAACAUCAUCAUGAACAUCAUCAUGAACAUCAUCAUGAACUUCAUCAUGAACAUCAUCAUGAACAUCAUCGUGAACAUCAUCGUGAACAUCAUUGUGAACAUCAUCGUGAACAUCAUCGUGAACAUCAUCAUGAACAUCAUCGUGAACAUCAUCAUGAACAUCAUCGUGAACUUCAUCAACAUCAUCAUGAACAUCAUGAACAUCAUCAUGAACAUCAUCAUGAACUUCAUCAUGAACAUCAUCAUGAACAUCAUCAUGAACUUCAUCAUGAACAUCAUCAUGAACAUCAUCAUGAACAUCAUCAUGAACAUCAUGAACAUCAUCAUGAACAUCAUGAACUUCAUCAUGAACUUCAUCAUGAACAUCAUCAUGAACAUCAUGAACUUCAUCAUGAACCUCAUCAUGAACUUUAUCAUGAACAUCAUGAACUUCAUCAUGGACAUCAUCAUGAACAUCAUCAUGAACAUCAUCAUGAAAUUCAUCAUGAACAUCAUCAUGGACAUCAUCAUGAACAUCAUCAUGAACUUCAUCAUGAGCAUCAUCAUGAACAUCAUGAACUUAAUCCUGAACAUCAUCAUGAACUUCAUCAUGAACUUCAUCAUGAACAUCAUCAUGAACUUCAUCAUGAACUUCAUCAUGAACAUCAUCAUGAACAUCAUCAUGAACUUCAUCAUGAACAUCAUCAUGAACAUCAUGAACAUCAUCAUGAACAUCAUGAACUUCAUCAUGAACAUCAUCAUCAACUUCAUCAUGAACUUUAUCAUGAACAUCAUCAUGGACAUCAUGAACUUCACCAUGAACAUCAUCAUGAACAUCAUGAACAUCAUCAUGAACAUCAUCAUGAACAUCAUCAUGAACUUCAUCAUGAACAUCAUCAUGAACAUCACCAUGAACAUCAUCAUGAACAUCAUCAUGAACAUCACCAUGAACAUCAUCAUGAACAUCAUCAUGAACAGCUGA